GAUCCGUUCCGGUUGCUUCUAAUCCCAUAUUCCCAUUUCCACACAACACCUGUUUAAACUAAUCCACUUCCGCCUCCGCCUCCGCUUCGGGCUCCACUUCCGCUCGUAGCUUCAGCCUUCAGAUCUCCGGUUGCAUCUCAGUCUAGCCAGGGGGGGAGAGAUGAGCGAAGCGGAGGCGCCUCUCAUCACCGAGGAGGCGGCGGAGCGCGGCUUGGCGUCCUCCGGCAGUCGCCGCCUCAGCGACGGGGGCGGCGAGCAGGGCUCUAGGAAGUACCGCAGGCGGUCGGACGCGCUAGCCUAUGGCGACCGUUACCAGAAGGCGGCCGCUCUCGUCGACCUCGCAGAAGAUGGUGUUGGCAUCCCUGAGGAUGUCUUGAAUGAUACGAGGUUCGGGAGGGCAAUGAGUUUCUAUUUUGUGUAUCUCCGGUUGGACUGGCUGUGGUCACUUAACCUGUUUGCUUUGAUUCUUUUGAAUUUUCUCGAGAAGCCUCUAUGGUGCCGGAAAGAUGCUCUACAUGCUUGUGAUCAAAGGGAUCUUUACUUUCUCGGGCAGUUGCCAUACUUCAGCAAAACUGAAUCACUCAUCUACGAGGGCCUUACACUUGUUAUUCUUGUAAUGGACAUCUUUUGUCCACUUUCUUAUGAAGGCCUAAAUAUUUUCUGGAGGAGCACCACGAAUAAGUUGAAGAUUGUUCUUCUCUUCAUCUUAGCAUGCGACAUACUGGUGUUUGCCUUUAGUUCCCAACCUUUCAGAUUAGCUCCAUACAUCCGCGUAGUUUUUCUAAUCAUGACUAUCAGGGAACUGCGAAUGUGUGCUAUCACACUGGCCGGUCUUAUUGGGACAUACCUCAAUGUUUUGGCCCUCUCUCUGUUGUUCCUCUUAUUUGCAAGCUGGCUAGCUUAUGUAACAUUUGAGGACACUCCACAAGGGAAGACCAUUUUUUCAUCAUACGGUGUAACACUGUAUCAGAUGUUUGUCCUCUUCACCACCUCCAAUAAUCCUGAUGUAUGGGUGCAUGCUUACAAGAUAUCCCGCUGGUAUUCCCUAUUUUUCAUCGUCUACGUGCUUUUGGGAGUUUACUUCCUGACAAAUUUGAUUCUUGCUGUCAUCUAUGAUAGCUUUAAGGAGCAGUUCGCAAAGCAACUUGUUCAGGUGGACUCUAUCAGGAAAAAUAUAUUACAGAAGGCAUUUGAUCUUAUCGAUACCAACAAUCGGGGUUAUCUCGACAGGGAACAGUGCAUAUCAUUGCUUAAUGAGCUGAACAAGUACAGGUCCUUACCAAAGACUUCAAGGGAAGAUUUUGAAUUAAUUUUUGCCGAGCUUGAUCGAAGUGGUGAUUUCAAGGUUACCUCCGAAGAAUUUGCUGACCUAUGCAAUACCAUUGCAAUAAAAUUUCAGAAAGAACCACCGCCGUCUUAUCUGGAAAAGUUCCCAUUCUACCAUUCACCACUUUGUGGGAGGUUGAAAUCUUUUGUGCGGAGCCGCAUGUUUGAGUACAUUAUUGUUUUUGUUCUUCUGAUAAACCUUGUUGCCGUCAUUAUCGAAACAACGCUUGAUAUAGAAAACAGCUCCUCACAGGAAACGUGGCAGGAAGUAGAGUUCUUUCUUGGAUGGAUUUAUGUAGCCGAGAUGGCACUGAAAAUAUUUUCAUUAGGAUUUGGUGCUUAUUGGAUGGAAGGCCAAAACAAAUUUGAUUUUGUGCUUACUUGGACUAUAUUUAUUGGAGAGACUCUAACGUUUGCCUUCCCGUCAAAGCUUCCCUUUCUUUCAAAUGGAGAAUGGAUUCGGUAUCUUCUCCUUGGAAGGGUGUUGCGCUUAACAAGAAUUUUGCUGCAAGUUCAGCGUUUCAGAGCAUUUGUUGCAACAUUCUUUACCCUGAUGUCUAGUUUGAUGCCAUAUUUGGGGAUAGUAUUCUGUGUUCUUUGCAUGUACUGCUCCAUUGGUUUGCAGAUUUUUGGGGGCAUUGUGUAUGCUGGUAACCCAACACUAGAAGAAACGGACCUCUUCAAUAAUGACUACCUUCUUUUUAACUUCAAUGACUAUCCAAGUGGUAUGGUUACUCUGUUCAAUUUGUUAGUGAUGGGCAAUUGGCAAGUAUGGAUGGAGAGUUAUUGGCAACUGACUGGAACUUCUUGGAGCCUGAUUUAUUUUGUCAGCUUUUACCUUAUUUCAAUAUUACUACUGCUUAAUCUGAUUGUAGCAUUUGUGUUGGAGGCAUUUUUUGCUGAGAUGGAACUGGAGAAAGGUGAAGAGGUUGAUAUCCAGAAUCCUACGUCUGGAGGAAUAAAGAAACGCCGGUCUAUGCGUGUGAGGUCAAAGGGUACGAUGGUUGAUAUUCUUCUGCACCAUAUGCUGAGCAAUGAACUUGAUGGAUCUCAAAACUCUUGAACAAUGACUGGUACCUGGAGUUCACCUACAUUCUUUUCACGAUUACGUUCUAUCGGUGCUGCCCUCGUUGUGCUUUAAUGGUACAACUGUCGGUUAUUUUUAUUCGGUUCUGCUAGGAUGGAAGCAAGAAAAUACACGAACACUUCCUGGUGAAAAAGUACAUGAAUGAUUACAACCAGUAUAUUCCCAAGCAUGGAGUAUGUAGCAGCCGUGAUAAAUUUCUGAGUAGUGCUGUAACGGACUCGAUUUGCUUCUUUUUUCAGUAUCAAGAAAUACAUUGAAUAUGCGUAUUUGUAUCGGGUCGAUUUGAUACUGCUGUCUGUCAGUCUGGUAGAGUUUUAUACACACUCCGUCUCAGUCAACAUACCAACAAGCAACUAUAGAAGAGUUCAAGUCACCACUUCAAAGUGUAGUCAGCAACUUGUAUAAAACAAAAGGAACUGUACUGGAAAUCAAUAUGAUACUACAGGCUCUGGUACUUUUUUCUGUAACUAAUCUUAUAUCAGUUGAGAUACUAUCAAUAUGAUACUACAGGCUCUGGUACAUUUUUCUGUAA
Molecule: messenger RNA, 2945 nt
Organism: Triticum aestivum (bread wheat)
Lineage: Eukaryota; Viridiplantae; Streptophyta; Magnoliopsida; Poales; Poaceae
Source: RefSeq, a predicted model, not a curated record